AUGUCUUCCUUCCGCUUUCUGUGCCAGCGAUGCAACCGGCCGCUGAAAGGUGAUGAAUCCAUGGAGAUGUCCAGCUCAGGGCAGGGGGAGCCAGGAGAAGCCCAAGAGGAUGGUGCCCGCUCCAUGGAGAAGACAGACGGUGGAGAGCUACAAGUCAGUGCCUCCAGACCCCUUCCUGAUGAUGGGGGGAUGUCGGAGCAAAGGGACAGCAAUUUCAUCUUGCUUGGUGAGAUCACCUCCUUGAGAACUUUGAGUAGCAUCCAGAAGACCACCGCAGAAAUGUUUGACAUCCUCUCUGGUCAAAAAGAGAUGGAUCUUCCACUGUGCGAGGAAUGUACUGACAAUUUUCUAAAGCAGCUGGAUUCCCAAAUUGCCCUCACAGAACUGGAUGAACAGAUCUACAGACGCUAUCUGGAAACCAAGGUGCUGAAGGGUGAGGACCAAAGAGAGACACUACAGAUGGAGUUGCAGGGCCUGCAACUGGAGGAGGCCAAGCUGGCCCUGGAGCUGGAGGAUGUGGAUGAGAACCAUGCAAGAAUAGCAGCGGAUCUCAGGGCAGCCCAGGCAGAGACGGUGGAGCUGCAGCUGCAGGAGAGACAGCAUCUGAGGGACUUCAAUAAGCUGAAGUGGCAGCAGCAGGAACUGUCCGACCAGCUGACAAGUGUGGAGAACCAGCUGUGGUACGCGCGCGUCCAGCUGCACCAGCUGAAGAAGACCAACAUCUUCAAUGCCACAUUUGAGAUCAGGGAGGAGGGAACUUUGGGUAUCAUCAAUAACUUCAGAUUGGGCCGCCUCCCCGGCGUCCCCGUGGGCUGGAAUGAGAUUAACGCUGCCUGGGGACAGGCAGCUUUACUGCUCCUGGCCCUGUCCAAAGCAAUUGGGCUGCAGUUUCAGAGGUAUCAAGUCAUCGCCUGCGGAAACCAUUCCUAUUUGAAGUCUUUAACCGGUGACUGUGCUGACCUGCCCCUGUUCUCUGAUGGGAGAGAAAAUGUUUUCUGGAAUAAUACCUUUGACCAGGCGAUCUUGGCCUUCCUGGACUGCCUGCAGCAGUUCAAGGAAGAGGCUGAGAAACAGGCGGGGGAUCUCUGCCUGCCCCACAGGAUCCUCGUGGAGGAAGGCCUGAUAGAGGGCCCCACAGGCAGUGGGGAAUGGUAUUCUGUCAGGACCCAUCUGAACACUGAGGAGCAGUGGACAAAGGCACUCAAAUUAAUGCUUCUCAAUUUGAAGAGAAGUCUUUCUUGGGCUUCCUCGAGGUACUAUCAAAAUCAACUCUCUUUCUAA
Marmota flaviventris (yellow-bellied marmot) is the source of this 1281-nucleotide messenger RNA. RefSeq names its product beclin 2 (gene Becn2). Gene Ontology annotation, cellular component: phosphatidylinositol 3-kinase complex, class III, type II; phagophore assembly site; phosphatidylinositol 3-kinase complex, class III, type I. Lineage: Eukaryota; Metazoa; Chordata; Mammalia; Rodentia; Sciuridae. The record is from RefSeq and is a predicted model, not a curated record. Gene Ontology annotation, biological process: mitophagy; autophagosome assembly; late endosome to vacuole transport. Gene Ontology annotation, molecular function: phosphatidylinositol 3-kinase binding; protein-macromolecule adaptor activity.